Nannospalax galili (Upper Galilee mountains blind mole rat) is the source of this 2498-nucleotide messenger RNA. It is a transcript of the gene Clec12a, whose product is annotated as C-type lectin domain family 12 member A. Gene Ontology annotation, molecular function: signaling receptor regulator activity. Bases 110 to 916 code for a protein of 268 amino acids. The transcript is spliced from 6 exons. NCBI's taxonomy places the organism in Eukaryota, Metazoa, Chordata, Mammalia, Rodentia, Spalacidae. The record is from RefSeq and is a predicted model, not a curated record.
GGUUAUAAACAGAAGCUUAAAAUUCCAGGUACUGCACACCAUUCAGAUGUCAGCUCUCCCUCACAUUUUUAAAAGAACAUUUUGUUGAAUUUUCUGAGCAUAUUCAUCCAUGUCUGAAGAAACUGUUUAUGCAGAUCUAAAAUUCCAGGACUCUGAAAAGAAAGAAAAUAUCAAUAAUUUUGACAGAUGUGGGGCAAAAGAACCUACAGCUCCUCCCCAUUUACAGCAUAAAAGCAUCUUGAUUUUGACCCUUCUCUGCCUUCUGCUCUUCGUUGGACUGGGAGUGUUGGGAGGCAUGUUUUUUACAACUUUGAAGAGAGAAAUGGUAAAAUUGAGUAAACUACAAAACACCAAGGAAGAACUCCAGCAAAAUCUUUCUGUACAAUUGAUGCACAAUAUAAAUAGCUCCAAGAAAGUCAGGAGCCUCUCCAUCACACUGCAAAAGAUAUCCACCGAACUGUGCCGCAAGCUGUAUCAAAAAGAACCAGCACACAAAUGCAAACCUUGUCCAAAGACGUCAAUGUGGUACAAAGACAGCUGCUAUUCUCUACUUGAUGGGUAUGAAAACUGGCAAAAUGGUGAACUGUUAUGUUCUUCUCAGAAUGCCAGCCUGCUGACAAUUAAGAACAGAAGUGCAUUGGAAUUCGUAAAAUCUGAGAACUUAUAUAACUACUGGCUGGGAUUAUCUCCCAGAAAAGAAUACAUAAACAAUGUGAAAGUGGGUGAUAAUAUUUUCUCCUCUGUAUGGUCUGAACGAAGCACAAGUGAUUUAAAAAAGAUGUACUGUGGAUAUAUAAAUGGAAUGUAUGUUUACUAUGAUUACUGCACUCAAAGAAAACUUGUCAUGUGUGAGAAGGCAGCUGAUAAAGUGAAGAUAGAAAGUGUGUUGAGUAAAAUUCCAGGGGAAACCAUAUAGCUAAAGCCUCUGUUUCUCUCCCGCUAAUAUCCUGUCAUUCAAAGUAACCAGGCAACAUGCACCUUCUGCCUCCCAUGAACACAGCGAUAACUCUGCUUCUCCUAACAUUUGUCCAGAUUCUCUUCUGUCCCAUUUACUGAUUGUAAGACACUAAGUCAUACAUUAUCAGCUGCACUAUAACCCAGAUACUAACCAGCAUGAAGACAGCAUUUCCUACUGAACAUAGGAACCUGCGGCCAGUAUAAUAUGCUCCUAUUUUUUUCCAGAGAUAAAACAAAUUUCAAUCUCCUAGAAAAUCAAGAGAAAAUUAAGUCCAGAAAUGUAUGGAAAGAACAGUACAAUUCAAACAACUUGGAUUUAGUCUAGUAAUAUAGGUUUGUUCUCAUUUUGAAAUAAAAACGGGAGAAAAAAUUUCAUCAUUUAGCAGACAUAGAAAAAGCACUGAAGAAUACUCAACACCCAGUUGCAAUGAAACUUCCUAGAGACUUUGAAGACAUUGCUGUCCCCUGUAGCCACUCACUGUCAACCUGAUCAACCCCACUGUGUUUUUUGAUGUUGCUCCCAAUGGUGAGCCCUUAGGUGGUAAUCCUUCAAGCUAUUUGCAGACAAAGUUCCAAAGAGAGCAGAAAAACCUUCAUGCUCUGUGCACAAGAGAGAAAGGCUUUGGUUAUAAAGAUUCCUCCCUUCAUAGAUCUAUUCCAGGAUUCACCCUCCAGGGUGGUGACCUCACACACUAUAGUGGCAUUGGUGGCAUAUGGUCCUGUUAGCUUGUCCGUGGCAAAUGCUGGACCAAACACAAAUGUCCACAUUUUUCAUCUGCACUGAUAAAACUGAGUGGUUGGCUGGCAAGUCCAUUGUCCCUGGGAAGGUGAAUGAUGGUUUGAGCAUCAUGGGAACCAGGAAGCACUCUGGGUCCAGGAAUCACAGGACUAGAUGGACCAUCACCCACAGGUACGAGGACAAGCUGAUACUUUUGACUUGUGUGAAUCUUCCCCACCAGAUCGUUCCUUCCAUAGCUCAGGAGAGCAUCUUUCACAUUUUCUGCUCAGUAGCCCAAUAAUCUUUGUGCCCUAACUUCAGGUCUAUGGGUUCCAUAUUCUCCAAACAGCACCUCACCACCACCCCCCAAUCUAGCUGGAUUUCAGAGCUAAGUUUGACUAUGAAUAGAAAUUAAAUAAGAAACAAACUUCUGAGAAAACUAGAAGUAGAUUCUCUAAGUAUAAUAAAGAAUUUUGACACAAAGACAAAAGCUCUAAAGUCAUAAUUAGCACCAUACUUCUAAUAAGAGAAUGAUUAUUAUUUUCAUUUCUAGAAAAAGAUACAAAUGGGCUUUAUCAACUGUUUCAUUAAAAAUGUCUCUUAUCCAGUAGAGGUCCUGGGACUGGAAUAAAACAAGAGAAGGGCAUAUAAAAUUUAAAGAUUGGAAAAUGAAGGAGAAAUAAAACAUUUAUGUGUACAGAACAUAAAUUGUAUGUAUGAGAUAUAAGCUUUGAACUGUUGUAAUAAGUUUUCUAUCAUGUCAAGGUUGCUAUAUAACGUGUCAACAAAUAAUCCAUAUUUCUGUACAUUAGCAGCAAAUCAU